AUGCCGGUCAAGCGUCCUGUCGUCCACCGUGUAUGCAUCAACGGCCAACCAGUUUUUGCUAAGGCUCGUCGGCUGAGCCCCGAGAAGCUUGCCAUCGCGCGUCAAGAAUUUGAUCACAUGCUGGCGGUCGGCAUAGCUUCCACAAUGACAGAUGACUCAGUAGAAACCUCAAAGCUUCUGUUCUUCUGCUGUGAGAAGGAUGGAGACGGUACUGCCACUCAAAUUGAGAGCGUACCAACAGUGGACGUGGGGACUGCGUGCCCAGGUGUGCAGUACGAGACGAAGGGCACCGGGACCAUCUACAAGGAAGUGUAUUUCGGUGGCUACAAGUCUAUCGUAGAUGAUGAACAGCGGCUACUGGACCUUACAGGCGUGACGCUCGUGAUCCUGGCCAUCCUACGGAGCCUGCUUCCAGACAGAUGCCGCCACCCUCGUGAACUUGACAUCAAUGGCAAACUCAUACUCUUUCUAAUGAAGACGAAGCACGACCUGCCAUUUUCCUGUUUGGCGUCACUUUUCGGCAUUCACCGCACCACAGCAGCGAAAAUAUUUAAGCUUUUCAUGAUAAACCUGUGUGCGGCAACGAGGUCGUGGCUGUUCUGGCCUAGCAGGGCUGCUAUACGAGCAACUAUGCCGCCUAGUAUUUCACUGAUGUACCCAAACUGCAGGGUCAUCAUUGAUUGUACUGAACUGAAGGCUGAAACACCACCAGGUGUGGAGGCACAAAAUAUGUGGUACUCCCACUAUAAAGGGACAUACACAAUCAAGUACCUGGUGGGAAUAGCACCGAAUGGCCUGGUCACCUUCCUCUCCCCAGGAUUCGGAGGGAGGGCCAACGACACUAGCCUCACAGUUGAAGCUGGUGUGUUGCCACUGUUGGAACCAGGAGACCUUGUACUCGCUGACAAAGGCUUUCCCGGAAUCCGAACAGGUGUUGGACAGCAAGGAGCUACACUAGUAAUGCCUCCUUUUGCAACCAAGCCGCAGUUCACUGAGGCAGAAGCAGAUGCCACCUACGAUACUGCAUCUGUACGAAUCCACGUGGAAAGAGUCAUCCAGAGGCUACGCAUAUUUGAUAUUUUAAAUACAAGAAUUCCCCAAGAACUUUUAAACAAAAUUAUGCACAUAGUAUGUGUGCUAACUAACCUCAGGCCUGGAAUAUUUCGAAAAGUGCAGCCUACUGUCGAUGACACGCAGUGA
This is a messenger RNA of Ornithodoros turicata, 1200 nucleotides long. RefSeq lists its product as uncharacterized. The transcript is spliced from 5 exons. The coding region runs from base 1 to 1200 and encodes 399 amino acids. NCBI's taxonomy places the organism in Eukaryota, Metazoa, Arthropoda, Arachnida, Ixodida, Argasidae. The record is from RefSeq and is a predicted model, not a curated record.